GUCAUACGCACUAUUUUUGGCCAUAAUGACAUGCACGAGCCCUCAACAGGACUUUCACAUGCAGCAUUCUUCACACUUAUCAUGCAUGCAGUACGUGCACCAAGUCUGUAGGACUGAUGGAUGCAGUGUUUGAAUUUUCAGAAAUCAAGAAUUCAAACAAAACUAUGAAACAGUUUCCACCAAAACUGAUGGAGAAUAUACAACCAGAGAAUGAGGGAUAUAUCAUAUAUGUGAUUGUACGCUGUUCAGUGUAUGAAGAGUGUUCACUACUCACAACGUAGCCCCAACGGUCACAUGAGCUUCAAAACUUUCUCCAAACGUGAUACCAUUUAAACCGAACUGCACUGAGACACACUAUACAUAUCCCGCGCCUAGCACUCUCAUCAUCCAUUCUCACUUCAACACUAAGCAAAACCACUCACACUUAGCUUCCCUAGUUGCUUCAAAAUCUAUAGCAUGGAUGGUUACCGAAAGACUCCGUUAAAGCCAUGGAAGAAAGGCCCUGCAAGAGGAAAAGGAGGGCCUCAGAAUGCUAUGUGCGAGUAUCGAGGAGUUCGACAAAGGACUUGGGGGAAAUGGGUGGCGGAAAUCAGGGAGCCAAAGAAAAGAACAAGACUGUGGCUGGGGUCUUUUGCCACGGCGGAAGAGGCUGCCAUGGCAUAUGAUGAAGCUGCGAGAAGGUUAUACGGGCCAGAUGCUUACGUCAAUCUUCCCCACCUGAGAUCAAACUUCAACCCUUUGAACAAAUCACAGAAGUUCAAAUGGUUCCCUUCGAAUAGCCUCGUCUCGAUGUUUCCUAGUACCGGUUUGCUAAAUCUGAAUGCCCAACCUAGUGUACAUGUUAUUCACCAAAGACUCCAAGAACUCAAGGAAACAGGAUUAUUAUGUCAAACAUCUUCAGCAAGCACAUCAUCUAGCAAUCCCAAGAGCGACGUAGAAUAUGUGGAUGAUCAUCCCCAUGUUGAAAGUCUUGAAGGAAAAAAUAAUGACGAAGUGGAGCACCCUUGGGAAAACAAGUCACUAAACCAAGAAGAAAAGCCUCAGAUUGAUCUAAAUGAAUUCCUUCAGCAACUAGGAAUACUUAAAAAAGAGGACCAGCCUGAUGUAAGUGAAGUACCCUCAAACUUCAUUGAUAAAGAUUUCUCACCAAAAGACGAUGACGUAUUCACCAACCUUCCUGAAAAUAUUUUCAACUGGGAAACGCCAAGUGAACUACCUGGAAUUGAAGACAAUCAGCUAGUGGAAAAUAGUAGGUUUCAUGUCGACAAUGAUAAUGAUGACGAUCCCAGUUUUCCUCCAUCCAUUUGGAACUUCUGAAGUAGCCAGCAGAGGACAUAUUAGCUCCCAAUAGUAAAGACCAUCCAAGAAUACACUUAUACCUAUAUGUUUAUAGCUCCGCAGCAGAUCUCCUGAGAAAAGGAAGGUUUGGGACCCCGGGGGAGGGAGGGGGGGGGUGAAGGCACUUGAGAGAGAGAGAUCAUGUACUUUUUCGCCAAAUACUAGAUAAGUGUAAUCACAGGAGUAGAAGAGGAGCAAGAUAUUAGGUGCUAACUAGUGGCAGGCAAGCACGCGAUCAUAUUCCUUGCUAUUCAGUAAUAGGUUAUUAACACUCGAACCCAUAUCUGUCACAUUUUUGUACUCAAAAGAACUUUUCACAUUAAAUACCCAUUUAUGCUUCAUCUUUGCAGUUGACCAUUGGUGGUCCAUAAAACCUAGGAAAGCCAAGUAACAUAGUCUACAACUGAUCCGAGAAAUUGAAAUCAAAGAAUCAAAGAAUAUCCAUAAAGCGUCCAAGCAGCAGCAGAUAAGUGUCAAGUUAAAUGCGCACGAAAAUAAAACAAUAAUACAUGCAUCGGUGCCCAACAUUUAUGAUUCAG
Messenger RNA from Coffea arabica (coffee), 1877 nucleotides. RefSeq names its product dehydration-responsive element-binding protein 2F. Gene Ontology annotation, biological process: response to stress; positive regulation of DNA-templated transcription. Gene Ontology annotation, cellular component: nucleus. The record is from RefSeq and is a predicted model, not a curated record. Gene Ontology annotation, molecular function: transcription cis-regulatory region binding; DNA-binding transcription factor activity. NCBI's taxonomy places the organism in Eukaryota, Viridiplantae, Streptophyta, Magnoliopsida, Gentianales, Rubiaceae.